Molecule: messenger RNA, 3090 nt
Organism: Zootoca vivipara (common lizard)
Lineage: Eukaryota; Metazoa; Chordata; Lepidosauria; Squamata; Lacertidae
Gene: CCDC85B
Product: coiled-coil domain containing 85B
Biological process (GO): negative regulation of DNA-templated transcription
Cellular component (GO): nucleus
Source: RefSeq, a predicted model, not a curated record
GCGCCCCUCUUGCAACCAUGCACCUGCUCCCCUACCGUUUAACCCGUGCAUUUGCAACGCCGAGAGCGUCGGCUUUUGGCGUCGCUCAUUUGGCGGGCCUCCCGUCCGUGCGUCCCGUUAUCCCGGGGAAGCAGGAGGAGGAGGAGGAGGAGGAAGGAGAGAGGGGAAUCUCCGCCGCCAGGCAGGAUGUCCUGCUGCUGCUGCUGUUGCUAAGCAGGGCGAGGAGGGGAAUCGUGCAAGAUGUCGCUGCUGCUGCGCCUUGGCUGGAGGUGAGCGCGCCGCGGAGGAGCGAGUCCUCGGUGCGCCCCGGCGAUGUUCCCCGCCGCCCGCGAGGCCGCGCCGCCGGCCGGACCCCCCCAGAGCCCGGAGACGCCUCUGACGCCGACGCCUCCGACGACGCCGGGGGUCUGCUGCCCUGCCUUGGCCGAGCUGAGCGACGCCGAGCUGGGCGUGUGCAGCAAGGAGGAGCUGGUGCGCCGCUUGCGCCACGAGGAGGCCGAGAAGCUGGCGGCGCUGGUGCAGCGCGGCCGGCUGAUCCAGGGCGUCAACCGGCAGCUGCAGGAGCACCUCCGCGAGAUCCGCGAGCUGAAGGCCGUCAACGGGCGCCUGCAGACCGAGAACCGCGAGCUGCGCGACCUGUGCUGCUUCCUCGACGAGGACCGCCUGAAGGCCAAGCGCCUGGCGCGCCACUGGCAGCUCUUCGGGCACCACGCGGCGCAGGUGCUGCGCGACGAGGUGGCCGCCUGCCUGCGCAAGCUGGCCGGCCUCGAGGGCCUCCAGGAGCGCCUGGCCAAGGACAACCUGGAGCUCAAGGAGCUCUGCCUGGCCCUGGAGGAGGAGUGCGCCUCCGCCCGGCCCGACGCCAGCCCUAGCCCCGGUGGAGGCUCCUCCGAGCUCAACCUGCCCUGCGGGCCCCGCGACUUAGGCGACGGCAGCUCCAGCACCGGCAGCGUCGGCAGCCCCGACCAGCUGCACCCCGCCUGCACCCCCGACGACUGAACCCGCCGCCCAGCCCAGCCCAGCCCAGCCGUCGCGGGGUGUGUGUGUGUGGUGGACGCGCCGCCCGGCCCGUCGACUCUUCAUCCAGUACAGAGCGCACGGCCUUCCUCGCCUUCUCUUCCCCCCUCCCCAGCCCCUGUCGCUGAAGAUUUCACGCCUCAGGGAGACGAGAACCCGCCGGUCCCCCCACAUCCCAAAGCAGGGCAACGGCGGAUGCAUUUAAUUUAUUGCCACCGUUCCCCCCCCCCCCGUUUUCUUAAAAAGUGGUUUCUUUGUGGUCCAUGCUGCAUUGGUGAACGCAGCAAGCUUUGACAUCACACAGAGCUCUUGUUUUUUUUCCAAAAAAAUAUAAAGCCAUAACUCUGGCCAGUGUACAGAGCUUUUGGAUUGAUUACAAGGAGGUGUUUUGUUUUUUAAAUAAAGCCAUAAAAUAUCGUUGGAGGGCCCCUCCCACCCCCAUCUUGCCACCCCCAUGGCUGACAUCCCAACACUCCCCUGAAGAAACAGGGACUUCUAAAUCGUCCCAAUGGAAAUGGGGCCAUUGUUCCAAUCUAGCAAAGUCGGGUACAGCAAGGGUCCCUCUGCUGUGACAUUCCAGCUUUACCGGAGUGAGACGUUUAUAUGUCAUGAACCAUUUUGGUAAGGAAGGGUGUGGGGAGGUAGCAUGCUUUUGGAUGGGCGUCCCCAUUUCCAUGGCUGCACUUGCAGUAUUUAGAAAUGGGGCGCUGCUUCUGGCAGUGGACUUCCCCUCUUGAAAGGAGGGGUGUGGGCGAGGUGCCUCUCUCUCCCUGCCCUGGAAAAAUCUUCCAUUGUGUGCUACUUCUCGUUGUGCAGCAAUAAAACUGCUAGCCCAUUUGCAAAGCUAAGCAGGGUCCGGUGUGGUUUCAAAUUGGGUUUCUUGCAUUGCAGGGGAUUGGACUAGAUGACUGGGGGGUCCCUUCCAACUCUCACGAUUCUGUGUGUACACGGGGUUGGAGGGGGGUAGGGGAAAGCAACAGCGAUGAUAAUUUGGUUCUGGCUGCUUCGAAGGGGGUGUUGUUUGGGGACAAAGCAGUGAUGCUUUUGUGGCGUCUGAAUUUGGCUGGAGUGCUUAGGAAGGCGGGUUCCUUGUGCAUGAGGGGAUGAGAGAGUCAGGGCACACUGCAGGAUUUUUCAGACACCCCCCCCCUUUUGCAUGCUUCUGUUCCCGCUCCUCUCAUUUAUUGAAAUUGGAAAGGAACCCAGAGGCUCUGUUUACUGGAACUGCCUGGAGGGAACAGCACCAUCCCUUGAAAACAACUGCCCCUCGAAAACUAUUUGGGAACCUCAUAUUGGAGCACGAUCCUCGAGGAUGCAACUCUCUCUCUUUGGAGGGUAGGACCCCCAAAAGGAACGGUUAUCCUGUUUUUGAAAAUGCGCCCUUCUCCUGCUCCAUAGGAGAAAAACAGGGAUCGUGGGGGGAGUGGGGAGUUGGUUGCUGGGUGCCCGAGCCAAUGACUCCCCGUAACUUGAAAGUGAACUUCUGAAUAGCAAUAGAUUCCAUGAUUCAGUUUCGACUGAGAACAUGCUUACACGUGGUGGUCCUUGGAACUCUCCUCCACUUGAAACACUAGGCCCUUGGUGGCAGGAUAUAUGCUGGAAUGGUGGAGGAUAUUUAAACCUUUCCGCGAGGGGCUGCUGCGAUGGUCCCCCGUGCAGAGGGGAUGAGAAAUUAUUGGGAUGCUGCUCUUUGUUGGAGAAAUGGUGGUGAAAGCAGCAAGCUUCCACCAUGCACACAACUCUGUGUAGCGCGAGAGACCUGGAAGAAACGUCUGCUUCUGUUGAUUGUUUUCUUUUUGUCAACAUCCUGGGACAACAGGACACAGAGGCUUGGGGAAAGGCAUCCAUGCCCCCCCCCCAAACCAGGUCCCCUUGCUCCAUCUCCUUUCCAGGGUGUAGCAAAUGGUGUGGAGGAUAUCCAUUUAAUGAUGUCAAUGUUUGUAACCCUAAGAAUGGAAAGGAGACACACACACACCCUCCCGCCCUGAGAAGAAACCGAGGACUUGAGCAAUCUCCUCUUUCUUUCAGGGUGCUAAUAAAUGUAUUAAAUUGUCACUUUUGGAGAGGGCUUCA